GAAUUAUUCACACACGACACUUCCAUUCUUCAAAUAAAAACUCUCCCCAUCUUCUUUUUCCUUCCUCUCUCUACUCUCAGAAUCAGCCAUUCUUAAAUCUUUCAAUACAUUCAAAAAUACCCAAAAAAUGCGCAUCCUUCUUAUUCUUCUUCUCUUUCUCCUUCUUCGUUUCAUCAAUGGCAGAACAUUACCUGAACACAAAGCUUUACUUGGUAUAAAAUCCGCCAUUACUGACGACCCACAAGCUUCUCUUUCUUCCUGGACGCCAACAACCCAUCAUUGCACAUGGGCAUUUGUCACUUGUUCUUCUUCUUCUUCUUCUCGUCAUCAAACUGUUGUAUCACUCAAUAUCUCCGGUUUAAAUCUCACCGGGAUUCUUUCUCCUGAUAUUGGGUUUCUCACUAACCUUCAAAACCUUUCUGUUGCAGCUAACUCAUUUUCUGGUCCUAUCCCAUCUUCAAUCUCUAUCCUGUCUGAACUGCGCCACCUGAAUAUUUCCAAUAAUAUAUUCAAUGAGACUUUACCUUCUUCUCUUUCUUCAUUGAAGAAACUAAAUGUUCUUGAUGUUUAUAAUAACAAUAUUACUGGAAUUCUUCCUUUGAGUGUGGUGGAUAUGCCGGAACUCCGGCACCUUCAUUUGGGUGGGAACUAUUUUGCCGGUGAGAUUCCGGUGGAGUAUGGUAAAUGGAAAAAACUUGAGUAUCUUGCUGUUUCUGGUAAUGAACUAGUAGGAAAGAUUCCUCCAGAGAUCGGGAAUUUGAGUGCGUUAAAAGAGCUUUAUAUUGGAUACUAUAAUGGUUAUUCAGGUGGGAUUCCGCCGGAAUUCGGGAAUUUGAGUGAGUUAGUGCGUUUUGAUGCUGCUAAUUGUGGGUUAUCUGGGGAAAUUCCUAAAGAGUUGGGGAAUCUUAAGAAACUUGACACUUUGUUUCUUCAAGUGAACACACUUUCUGGGUCACUCCCAACUGAGUUAGGAUCUUUGAAUAGUUUAAAAUCCAUGGACUUGUCUAAUAAUCAGUUGUCUGGUGAGAUUCCUGACUCUUUUUCUCUUCUUAAAAAUUUAACCCUUUUGAAUCUUUUCAGAAACAAGCUACAUGGUGGUAUACCUGAGUUUAUUGGGGAUUUGCCUGAGUUAGAAGUUCUUCAGUUGUGGGAGAAUAACUUUACUGGGAGUGUGCCAGAAAAAUUGGGGAGUAAUGGGAAUUUGCAGCUUUUAGAUCUUUCUUCUAAUAAACUUACUGGUAGUUUACCACCAGAUCUUUGUAAAGGAGAAAAGCUACAAACAUUGAUAACAUUGGGGAAUUUCUUGCUUGGUCCAAUUCCUGAGAGUUUAGGGAGUUGUAAAUCUCUUACAAGGAUUAGAAUGGGGGAGAAUUUCUUAAAUGGGUCUGUUCCUAAAGGUUUAUUUGGGCUUCCAAAACUUACUCAAGUUGAACUUCAGAAUAAUCUUUUGACUGGGGAUUUCCCUGAUACAGAUGAUUCUGUUGCUGUUAAUUUGGGGCAGAUUUCUCUGUCCAAUAAUCAGCUCACUGGGAAAUUACCUGCUAGUAUUGGGAGUUUUUCUGGAGUUCAGAAGUUGUUGCUUGAUGGGAACAAGUUUACAGGGAUUAUCCCAUCUGAGAUUGGGAAGUUGCAACAACUUUCUAAGAUUGAUUUUAGUAGCAAUAAAUUUUCUGGUGAAAUCCCACGUGAGAUUAGCCAAUGUAAGCUUCUUACAUUUGUUGAUCUUAGCAGAAAUCAGUUCUCCGGUGAGAUUCCAAAGGAGAUUACAGGUAUGAGGAUAUUGAACUAUUUGAACAUUUCAAGGAAUCAUUUGAAUGGUAGUAUACCCAAAUCAAUCUCUACUAUGCAAAGUUUAACAUCUGUUGAUUUUUCAUACAACAAUUUCUCUGGAUUAGUACCUGAAACUGGACAGUUUAGCUACUUCAACUACACAUCUUUUCUGGGUAACCCUGAUUUGUGUGGCCCUUUUUUAGGUCCUUGUAAAAAUGGUGUUAUGGGUUCUUCCCAACCACCUCAAAAGAAAGGCCUUUCUGCUUCAAUGAAGCUACUCUUAGUGAUUGGCCUUUUGCUCUGUUCUAUUAUAUUUGCCAUUGCUGCCAUUAUCAAAGCUCGUUCUCUUAAGAAAGCGAGUGAGGCUCGAGCUUGGAAGCUAACCGCCUUUCAACGGUUAGACUUCAUUGGAGAUGAUGUGUUAGAUUGCUUGAAGGAAGAUAACAUAAUUGGGAAAGGUGGUGCUGGGAUCGUUUAUAAAGGGUCUAUGCCUAAUGGGGAUCAAGUAGCUGUCAAAAGACUUCCUGUAAUGAGUAGGGGAUCAUCUCAUGAUCAUGGGUUUAAUGCUGAAAUUCAGACUUUAGGCAAGAUUAGACAUAGACACAUUGUUAGACUAUUAGGGUUUUGCUCAAACCAUGAGACAAACCUUUUAGUGUAUGAGUAUAUGCCUAAUGGAAGCUUAGGGGAAGUGUUACACGGUAAGAAAGGCGGUCAUUUGCAUUGGGAUACACGGUAUAAAAUCGCGGUUGAGGCAGCUAAGGGCCUUUGCUACCUCCACCAUGAUUGUUCACCUUUAAUCGUUCAUCGAGAUGUUAAAUCGAACAACAUUCUUUUGGAUUCAAGCUUUGAGGCUCAUGUUGCUGAUUUUGGGCUUGCCAAAUUCUUGCAAGAUUCAGGCACUUCUGAGUGCAUGUCUGCCAUUGCUGGUUCCUAUGGUUACAUUGCCCCAGAAUAUGCGUACACAUUGAAGGUUGAUGAGAAAAGUGAUGUUUACAGUUUUGGCGUAGUUCUGUUAGAACUUAUAACGGGCAGGAAGCCUGUAGGAGAAUUUGGUGAUGGGGUAGAUAUCGUUCAAUGGGUGAAAAAACUGACGGAUGGGAACAAGGAAGGAGUCCUUAAGAUCAUGGAUCCUAGACUUCCCUCGCUUCCACUCCAUGAAGUAAUGCAUGUGUUUUACGUUGCAAUGUUGUGUGUCGAAGAACAGGCAGUAGAACGACCUACUAUGCGCGAGGUAGUUCAAAUACUCUUGGAGAUCCCAAACCCGGUAACCACUACCAAGCAAGAGGAAGCCUCACCCUUGGAAUCUUCUCAAGGAAGUACGGAUGUGACUGUUUCUCCAACAAAAGAAAACCGAACACCUCCUAAAUCACCACCAACAGAUCUUCUUAGUAUUUAGUGACGUUUAAACGGAACUUGACUAAAUCGCUCUCGAAGCAAUCAAUGAGAGUGGGAAGUAACUUGAUUUUCAGUGUUUUUUAGUUUGUUUGGGGAAGGGGAGACAGAUAAAAUAGAAGUAUUUCUGGGUUGUACAGUUUUGUAUUGGUUGGUGUUAACCCUUUAAAGUAGGUUUCUUUGCUCACAUUUAAGCAUUGCUCCCUUGUUUGAUCUUUCACAAUGCUGCUGGUUUUCCUUA
This is a messenger RNA of Amaranthus tricolor (Joseph's coat), 3403 nucleotides long. Its product is annotated as leucine-rich repeat receptor-like serine/threonine-protein kinase BAM1. Gene Ontology annotation, molecular function: protein binding; ATP binding; protein kinase activity. The record is from RefSeq and is a predicted model, not a curated record. Gene Ontology annotation, biological process: protein phosphorylation. The coding region runs from base 128 to 3166 and encodes 1012 amino acids. NCBI's taxonomy places the organism in Eukaryota, Viridiplantae, Streptophyta, Magnoliopsida, Caryophyllales, Amaranthaceae. The transcript has 2 exons.